This is a messenger RNA of Diprion similis, 4500 nucleotides long. Its product is annotated as protein cappuccino-like. The transcript has 10 exons. NCBI's taxonomy places the organism in Eukaryota, Metazoa, Arthropoda, Insecta, Hymenoptera, Diprionidae. The coding region runs from base 133 to 4170 and encodes 1345 amino acids. Gene Ontology annotation, biological process: intracellular signal transduction; cortical actin cytoskeleton organization; actin filament network formation. The record is from RefSeq and is a predicted model, not a curated record. Gene Ontology annotation, cellular component: cytoskeleton; cytoplasm. Gene Ontology annotation, molecular function: actin filament binding.
CUAAGCGAAAGAGUAGGAGAAGGCGAAUGUAAUCAGGAAAUCAGCUGUCAAAGACAGCUGGUCGCCGUGCCUCGUGACGAAGGUAAACGUGCCGGAGACACCAACACGUUGAGAUCAGCAUGUAGUGGAAGCAUGUCUCUGUUAUCGAGCGACGUGAACGACGUCGGUAACGGCGGGGAUAAAUCGGAGUGCGCAAACGCCGGUCGUGGAGCCGAGUCGCGCCCUCAGAGACCGAAGCUGAGAGAAAUAGCACGAUUCUGGAUAAACUCGUUGAGAGCGGCAAUCUAUGCCGGGGAUGCCGGAGUCGCCAGGGUAGUUGGCAUCGCCGCCGGGACGCCCGAAAUGGGCAAUCUACAAAGCGAUGCCAAACGGAAGAAGAAGAACCGAUCCAACGACGACACCAGCAGUCGAGCCGCAGAUCCCACCUCCAAGCUCUCGCAGAGUCUGGAUGAGCUGGACCAGUCCGAGCACAAGGUCGCAUUCGAGAAGGUCCAGACCUCGGCCAGAAGGCAGAAGGUACCGAAAGCCUCACCAGAAAAUCCCGGAUUUCAAGACGGCCGGCGUGACGAGAAAGAGGAAGAAGAGGCAAAGGACAUCGUCCACCCCGAUGCCGGGGCUCCGCCGGAAUCCGGUCCUGUCCCCCCACCUCAGCCUCUCGAAUCCUCGCGUCCCCCGGACCCCUGGGACCGCUCGGGGCCCGAGGGACCCCCACCCACGUCCCUCAGCGUCGGCUCGGAGGGGCCUCCUCUGCUGGUCACGGACUCGUGGCAUCGCGCGAACAAGAGCCUGGUUACCCCUGAUGUGCCCACGCCGCCGAGCCAGGAGUCAUCGUCCAGCGACAGCGUUUUCACCGAUCCCGGCGGCAUGGUCGCAGAUUCGGGAUCCCUGCCUCCCGUCAGGGACGAGCAUCCCCUACCUGCCGAGGACAGGGAAGACCGGACGAGAACCCGAUUCACCGUCGCCAGGCACAAGAAAAUCGACCUCCCGCCUGCCUCGCAGCGAGUCAACGGAUCGACGCUCAACGCCGCGACACCAACAUCCGAAACUUCACCCCGACGUCACAGUGCUAAUGAAUCACUCCCAACUGAGAGUAACGUUCUGCGACGAGUGGCCAGCCUCACCCUGGACCGAGCCACCGUCGAAGGACGUUCCAACAACAGGCCCAGAUUCGUUCCAGAGAAGCUUGACUUCCGGUUGUACGAAAAAUUUGAAGGACAACACCUGAUGAACUGGCUCGUCGCCGGGCUACCGGAUCACCUGAGACACCAGCUGACGGAAGGUGAUCAGAAGAAACUCGGUUCCACGGUCUGUGCCCACCUGGUUGCCGCCGGAGUUCUUAAACCACUAUCAGACAGGGUUGCGUCAAAGGACGUUAACUUCACGCCAGACCUGAUGUACGAGUGGUCACACCAGGAAUCUCCGCUGCCGGUGAUAACAAGCCCGGGUAAGUUGCGACGUGAAAGCUGGUCGCCAGAAAACAUGCGUCGUCUUGAGGAAGAACUCAGCGCACUACGGAGCGAGGUGACGCGAUUACGAGGGCUGAUAAACAGCUACGAGAAAUUGGCGAUGGGUCAAGCAACCCAGACAUCACCGGAGAAACUAUCGCCGACGAAGAGCUUUGUGGAAAGUGGUAGAUUCACAGCCAGUCCGAUUGACGGCUCGCUGGAAUCCUCGGAAAAGUCCUUUUCUCAGAGGUUCGAGGACUCCAGAUAUGACGGAAUGCCAGGAGCUUUGACAUUGUCGCCCAUUUCUGAGAACGAGACGUCGCUUGAUCAGUGGACGAGCGAAGACCAUCAUCCCCAAGGAUUUUCGUCGCCGAAGGAAAGCGGCACUGCCGCACCUGAGGCGAAGCCGAUGGUGGAGAACGGGAAGAAUCCGGAACUUUCUAUCCUUGCGAGAAGAUUUACCGAUAUGAAAAUACAGGACGAAACCAGCAUCGAAAAUACGAAUCUCGACUUUUCUCUGGCCAAGAUUAGCGCGGAUAUGACUAAGCUUACGGAGGAAAUAAACAAUUUGGAGAUGGCCAACGAUUCUAGGCAGUCCACAGAUGCUUUGAUUCUCAAGGAUCCUGUCAAUGAUGCUAUCAAAGAACCCACGAUCGUGGAGACCGUCAAUGACAUGGUCACUGGCCCACCACUAUCUCCCGCUAAUAAAACAUCCGACAACCUGCUUUCUGAAGUCCCAGAACCUACAUCUCAUUCAGUGGCGCCUAAAUUGAAGACCAUCGAAAGCCCGGUGGACGAUCAGAUACCUCAAAAUCCAGUGACUCAACCUCAACCUCCACCUCCUAUACCUGAUAUGCCUGAACCUCCACCGCCGGCUGAUCAACCGAUAGUUUCACCACCUCCACCUCCACCUCCGCCUCCACCUCCAAUAUUCGAUGGAGAACAAUUGGCAACAUCGGAAAUGGCUGCUGGUCCUCCUCCUCCACCGCCGCCGCCGCCUCUUCCAAUGCUAGAAAUGGGGGCGGGGCCAGUACCACCUCCGAUGCCUGAGAUGACAGUUCCUCCUCCACCCCCGAUGCCGGGAGUGCUGGCUCCUCCACCACCCCCGAUGCCAGGAAUGAUGGGACCACCACCACCUCCGAUGCCGGGAAUGUUGGGUCCUCCACCUCCUCCGAUGCCUGGAAUGGUGGGACCACCACCACCUCCGAUGCCGGGAAUGGCAGGUCCGCCUCCACCACCUCCACCUCCCGGUAUGGGUGGACCACCACCACCACCACCUCCAGGAGGAAUGAUACCACCACCUCCACCGCUAGGAGGAAGUAGCCCAAAGCCAUUUCCUGUACCUCCCGCUGGUGGAUGGAAUCCUCCAGGAAGAGCGACUUUACGGAAAGAGCCAUUGAAUCCAGCGGUGCCAAUGAAACCCUUGUAUUGGACGAGAAUACUAGUACCCGUAACGAUGACGCAGAAGCAGGAUGUUAGUCCAGAUUCUCCUACGCAGAUUCCGCUGUGGGCACAAAUAGAAGAAGAAAAAUCAUUGGACAUGACAGAGUUUUCAGACUUAUUUUCACGCCAAGUAAUUGACCGUAAGCCGACAAAGAAAAAAGACGAGGCGGAUAAACCGUCGAAAAUUCAACCUGCCAAAAUAUUAGACAGUAAAAGAUCCAAAAUGGUUGGAAUAUUGGAGAAAAGUUUGCAUGUUGAUUUCUCCGAAGUAGAGAAUGCUGUGUACACCCUCGACACGGCCGUUGUGAACUUGGAGGCUUUGAAACAAAUUUACGAAGUUAGACCGUCGCCUAAAGAGCUCGAAGACAUAACUGCUCACGAAGAAGCCCAUCCUGAAAUACCACUUGACAGGCCUGAAAAGUUUCUCAAACAACUAUCAUCCAUACCACAUUUUGCUGAGAGAAUAGCCUGCCUGAUGUUCCAGUCAGAGUUCCAGGACGCGAUAUCGAGUCUCUCUUCGAAACUAACGAACCUUAGGUCAAUUUGCGAAUACCUCCGGAAUUCAAACUCGUUGAAAAAAGUAAUGGCGCUGAUAUUGACGUUAGGGAAUUACAUGAACGGUGGUAACCGGAUGCGUGGACAGGCCGACGGAUUCGGCCUCGAGAUUUUGGGAAAACUAAAAGACGUCAAGUCGAAGGCACCCGGCGUGACCUUGCUCCACUACGUGGUGAGGGCCAGGUUGGCACAGGAAGAAUGUCAGAACCUCGAUGAACCUUUGCCGCUGCCAGUUCCGGAACCAGCCGACGUGGAAGCAGCCGCUACCAUCAAUUUCGAGGACUUGACUAAGGAGUUGGACAAACUUGGAAAGGAAUUGGAAGCUUGCAACGUUAAGUACAAAAUGGUUGCUGAUUCGAAUCCCGAAAACGUGGGACCCUUCAAGGAGAAGAUGGAGCUGUUCCUUGGCAAAGCUGUAAUCGACCUUGCCAAUGAAAAGGAAGGCUUGCAGGAGGCUAGACUUAAAUUCAAAGUUGUUAUGCAGUUUUAUCAGUACGUGCCCAAGGGUGCGACACUAGAUACGGCUGAUCCCCAUGAUUUCUUCGUACUGUGGCUGAGUUUUUGUAAAGACUUCAAGGAUAUAUGGAAAAAGGAGCAGCAACGAUUAGCUAAGGAGCGUCGUGAACGGGCGAGAAAAAAAUACGAGGAAAAACGACAAGUGGAGAAGGUGAAGAAGGGCAACACGGGAUUGAAAGCUAGAAUUCAAAAACUCGCGAAAAAACAGUAGCUGCAUAAGCACACAGAUAUAAUUAAAUAUGAAGAGUUUAAUAAAUUCAAUUCUGCAUUCCAAUUAUCGUAUAAGCUAUCUGAACGUAAGUAUGAAAAAACGAAAACGAACAAUUUUAUCUUGCCGAAUAUUGCCAAAAGUGCAUCACAGUCUGAUAUAUACACAUAUAUAUAUAUAUAUCAAGGGAGCCGCUCUAUGAACUAUUUAUACAAUUGUAAAAACUAUUCACACUGUAAGGUAUUGCUCUCAAAUUAAUUGUUAUUUCUAUUGCUCUAAAGUUAUGCUGUUAAAUUGUACAUAAAAAAUUGUAAAUACAUAUUUAUUGAUUGA